AGAAGUCGCACCGGUUUUUCGAGCUCCGCUGUGCGCCAGGAGAGCCACAAGCAGCGAGGCGCAGCCGCCACCCCGCCGGCGGGUGGAAUAGUAGCAUCUUUUGUGGGGAAGGAGAAUUUGCUUCCUUUCGUGAAAGCAGUGGAUGUACAGCAGAUAGCUGAUGGGAGAAACAAUAACUAGAUGGCUACUGUCUGCAUUUAGUGUUAGGAAACAAAAUUCUACGAGUCCAUGUUGAUCUUGGAAAUACAAGGAUUUAUAAAAGUCAAGUUUCCACAGAGAGCAACAACUUUAACAUCUCCUUUUUGAUCUGAAGACUGGGGGACAAUGGAUACCAUAGAGACAGCAAAACUUGAGGAACAUUUGGAAAAUCAGACCAAUGAUCCUACAAACACUUACACAAGACCUGCUGAGCCUGUUGAAGAAGAAAACAAAAAUGGCAACAGUAAACCUAAGAGCUUAUCCAACGGGCUUCGGAAGGGCACCAAAAAGUACCCAGACUACAUCCAAAUUGCUAUGCCCACGGACUCCAGGAACAAGUUUCCCCUGGAGUGGUGGAAAACGGGCAUUGCCUUCGUGUAUGCACUCUUCAACCUCGUCUUGACAACUGUCAUGAUCACAGUCGUGCACGAGAGGGUCCCUCCCAAAGAGCUCAGCCCUCCACUCCCAGACAAGUUUUUUGAUUACAUUGAUCGGGUGAAAUGGGCAUUUUCUGUAUCAGAAAUAAAUGGAAUUAUAUUGGUUGGAUUAUGGAUCACCCAGUGGCUGUUUCUGAGAUACAAGUCAAUAGUGGGACGCAGAUUCUUUUUUAUCAUUGGAACUUUAUAUAUGUAUCGCUGUGUUACGAUGUAUGUUACCACUCUCCCUGUGCCUGGAAUGCAUUUCCAGUGUGCUCCAAAGCUCAACGGAGACUCUCAGGCAAAAAUACAACGGAUUCUACGAUUGAUUUCUGGUGGUGGGUUGUCCAUAACUGGAUCACACAUCCUGUGUGGAGACUUCCUCUUCAGUGGUCACACAGUUGUACUGACGCUCACUUACUUGUUCAUCAAAGAAUAUUCGCCUCGUCACUUCUGGUGGUAUCACUUAAUCUGCUGGCUGCUGAGUGCUGCCGGGAUCAUCUGCAUCCUUGUAGCACACGAACACUACACUGUUGAUGUGAUUAUUGCAUAUUACAUCACAACUCGACUGUUUUGGUGGUACCAUGCAAUGGCCAAUGAAAAGAACUUGAAGGUCUCUUCACAGACUAAUUUCUUGUCUCGAGCAUGGUGGUUCCCCAUCUUUUAUUUUUUUGAGAAAAAUGUACAAGGCCCAAUUCCUUGCUGCUUCUCUUGGCCACUCUCCUGGCCUCCUGGCUGCUUCAAGUCAUCAUGCAAAAAGUAUUCCCGGGUCCAGAAGAUUGGCGAGGACAAUGAGAAGUCUACCUGAGGGCCAACAGAGGCAUCAGCCCUUACACCAAAAAGAGUUUCAUGCUGUAACCAAAGGGAUAGCUUUGUUUUUAUUUUAGGAGAACUGACUGGUAUAUGAAGAAGUGGACCAAAUUUUGUGUAAAUGAUUGGAAAGAUGAACGAAGUAUUACCUUUUGACUGGUUUUUUAAUUCAUCCUGAGAAAGAUAUAUUUUCCUGUAGCUCCUCAUUCAUUGGUGACACGCUCCCAAACUGGGAUUUUAAAAAGAGGUGCCAAAGAACAUAUUAUUCCUCUGCUUAUUCUUUCUCCACUAAAAUCCUCUAUUUCAGCAUUUUUUCAGGAUUUUUCCCUCCAAGGUCAGAAGAAAUUGUUAAUGUUUUGAAUAAAAUAUCUGGAUAUAAAUGGCCACUGUGUAGAUACAAUAAGCUAAUGUUGAGAAUGCUUUUUAGAGGGAGGCUCUGAAAGGGGCAAUCAGUCUAUGGCUGGAGUCAAGUUCAAGUGCACUUUGUUUCUACCCUGUCACAGGGAAGGUUACAGUGAGGUCUGUGAGUGCCCUCUGCUGCUACACCCAAUGCACUAUGUAUC
Messenger RNA from Castor canadensis (American beaver), 1987 nucleotides. It is a transcript of the gene Sgms2, whose product is annotated as sphingomyelin synthase 2. Gene Ontology annotation, biological process: sphingomyelin biosynthetic process; ceramide biosynthetic process. The record is from RefSeq and is a predicted model, not a curated record. Gene Ontology annotation, molecular function: ceramide cholinephosphotransferase activity; sphingomyelin synthase activity. Gene Ontology annotation, cellular component: Golgi membrane; plasma membrane; endoplasmic reticulum membrane. Lineage: Eukaryota; Metazoa; Chordata; Mammalia; Rodentia; Castoridae.